CGGCGCUGCAAAGUUUUCAUAUAUUAUAGAUGCCUUCAAACCAUCUUCCGAUUUAGUUUCUGGUACAACACCCGAAGAGAACGAAGACGGGCGAAACGCGAAGGUAGGCUAUGGCUCGCGGGCAACAAAAGAUUCAAUCCCAGCAAAAGAACGCCAAAGCGGCUGCUGCCAAGAAGAAGGGAGCAGCAGCGGACCAGAAAACUGCAGCCAAGGCAGCACUGGUCCACACCUGUCCUGUCUGUCGGACGCAGAUGCCGGACCCGAAGACUUUCAAACAGCACUUUGAAAGCAAGCAUCCCAAGUCCCCAAUGCCCCCAGAGCUGGUUGAUGUGGAGGCUUAAAGGACCACAUACUCAAAUGGACCUACCUACAUCUGGGAUGACCACGAUUUAAGCGCUUUGACUGACUGAAAGGCAUCAUCAAGGGACAAAACACUGAAACCUCCUGGACAUGUUUGGGGGGGGUAUUUGUGACAAUGACCUAAAACGGCAAGAGUGGGGGACAAGCACACCAGCACCCCCAUUUCUUUCCUAAUAUUUAUUCCACCAUCCACCGCCAUAUUCCCUAUUCCAAAUACUUCUUGCACCUGCUGUUCCCUUAACUUCAGAUUUACUAUUGAAGCCUACACCUCACUUCUGUGAACUCACCCUACCUACAAUACAUUUCCCCUAGGCUGCUACUUUUUGUGUCAUCCUCUUGUUUCAGUAACAUCCAGUCACAUUUUCUAAAUGUGUUGUGGUGUUAAUAGUUUUUUUCUACUUCUUCUGAACUGCAUCCCCUAUAUGUCACCCCAUUCGCUUUUGUGCAAAAUCCUCUUGAUCAUUUCAGCUUUGAGACUGGUGUCAUGAUGGAAAGGAUUUGAUAGCAGCCCAAGACCAAGCCUUUUUCUGCCUGUAUACGGCCUUGGUUAAAACCAAUGCCAAAUCUCAUAGUUGUUUUCAUCUCGGUGGGUGUGUAUGCAAAAAUCACUUUUGAUAGUCUCCAGGGGUCCAUGUUGUUACAAUUGUUUUUCUGCUUUUUACCAUUUGAAAUAAACUGAGCAAUAUAUUUAAACACA
Molecule: messenger RNA, 1057 nt
Organism: Esox lucius (northern pike)
Lineage: Eukaryota; Metazoa; Chordata; Actinopteri; Esociformes; Esocidae
Exons: 4
Coding region: 111-341 (76 amino acids)
Source: RefSeq, a predicted model, not a curated record